GAGUGGAUUCGGAAGAAAUAUUCAUGGCGAAUCCUUGUAAGCAAAUUUCACAUUUGCAGACAGCAAAGGAACAUGGAGUAAAAAUGAUGGUUUUCGACAACGAAGAUGAAUUGAAAAAAACUGAAAAAAUAUCAUCCAACAUCACGAUUGGUUCUCAGAAUUCACGUUCAAGAGGAUGGCAAGAUAAAUUAUUUUAGUUUAAAAUAUGGAGCUACGACCAAAAAAGCAAGGGAUCUUAUACUAAUGGCAAAAGAAUUCCACAUGGACGUCGUCGGCAUCAGUUUCCAUGUCGGCGCAUUACUGGGAGAUAAAUCAGAUCAGUAUAAACGAGCGUUGUUAGACGCAAAAGAGUUAUUCGAUUUCGCUGAGAAGAAUAAUAUAUCGUUCAGUUUGCUUGAUAUCGGAGGGGGUUUUAGAGUGACGGAUCCUUUCUUACAACAGACUACGUCUUCGAUCAACAUUAUUCUCGAAGAGCUGUUUCCAGUUUUAAAACAUCCCGAUUUGGAGAUAAUAUCUGAACCAGGAGCUUUUCUUACUGACACUGCUUUCACACUGGCAACGAAUGUAAUAGGGAGAAGAGAAAUUGAAGAUUUCGAAAGUACUUACCACUAUUAUGUGAAUGAUGGAAAAUUUGGAUCUUUUUUCAUUCAGUUCAUGUUGAAUAGAGACAUGGGAUAUUUUUUCAUAUCUGAGUCAAUGAAGCAAAAAUCAACAUUCAAGUCCAAAGUUUGGGGUCCAGUAUUGACAUCCUUGGAUGAAGUGAUAGACAAUGUUUUUCUUCCCCAACUUGACAUAGGAGAUUGGAUAUUCUGGAGAAAUAUGGGAGCAUAUUCUUUUGCAUUCAAUUCUAGUUUCAAUGGAUAUAGAACAAAAACAUUUUAUGAUGUCAUUUCAAAAGAAGAUUUGAUACUUUUUCAGCAAUUGCGCAAGAAGAAAACGUCUUCCCGUUUUUGUUUCCAAAACUUAGAAUAUAAAUGAAGAAGGAGAGUAACGAGGAACUCGCUCGAUUUAUUGUUACAAAUAUAUGAUCCGCAUAGAUUUAAAGUGACAUAUAAGGAAGCUAGAACUCGUUGCAGUAACUUUUGAUAAAUACAUCAUUAUUUAUUUGCAUCUGCUUUUUAUUAUAGAAAAGUUUUAAAAAUAAUAAAUUACACCUACUUAA
Molecule: messenger RNA, 1162 nt
Organism: Styela clava
Lineage: Eukaryota; Metazoa; Chordata; Ascidiacea; Stolidobranchia; Styelidae
Product: ornithine decarboxylase-like
Cellular component (GO): cytoplasm
Molecular function (GO): ornithine decarboxylase activity
Source: RefSeq, a predicted model, not a curated record